Molecule: messenger RNA, 3493 nt
Organism: Cyprinus carpio (common carp)
Lineage: Eukaryota; Metazoa; Chordata; Actinopteri; Cypriniformes; Cyprinidae
Product: zinc finger BED domain-containing protein 4-like
Molecular function (GO): protein dimerization activity
Source: RefSeq, a predicted model, not a curated record
CACGAGCAGUAAGUGUCAGGCGCGUCCUCGCUGCUUGAGCUAUUAGAAUACAUUUAAUCACUGCAUUAAAUUAACGUACAAAACGAGAAAUACACACAUCCCGAUCUCUGUUGUGGUUACUUUAUUAGCCUCGUAUCAAGCUGUAGGUGCCUAUUCACGAAUAAAAUCAAAACAUUCAAACAGAGGCGGAAUGGUAAAUAAAUAAAUAAACAUAUUCCCCAUUCGCAGUCUACUUCCUGGUGCUCAUCGGAAAAGAGCUGCUAGCGGAUAGCGAUGUUUACUGUUGGAACCGACACCGCGCAUAAUAUCGUUUGCGCGCUCACGCAGAUUUGACGGACGUCUAUUAUUAUAUUUUUACUGAGACGUGUAACCGAGAAGAUAUUUUCACAAUGACAGGACGAUGCAAUCAGUGUCAGACCAGGGUCUCCAUUCUGGAUUACUUCAAUAUCGUGUGUGAGGGAGAAAAUGGCAAAAUUGAAUCAAACUGCAAAGCUUGUGGCACAAGGAUUCAGGCUAAACGGACAGUUACUUCUAACUUUGUUACACAUUUAAAGCGCAAACAUCAGGCCAUGUAUGAUGAGUUUGUGAGGAAGAAAGAUGUGAAAAGGGAGGCAAUGCAGAUGUGUACUGGCCCUCCAAGUGGCCGAGUGAUCUCUCAAAGCAGUGCUGGGAUGAACAAGUUUGAGUACAGUGACCCUCGCCAAUCCCUAAUUUCAGAAGCUAUUGCCAAGAUGAUCAUCCGAGACCUGCAGCCGGCACAGAUAGUGGAAUAUGAGGGUUUUCGUGAGCUUCUUCAGCUCCUGGAGCCCCGUUACAUUCCGGUACCAUGUCAUUAUAUACAACAGCAGCUCCUGCCAGCCUAUGUCUCCCAAGUGCAACUAGCUGCCAAGCAGGCUCUAAAAGGAGCUGAGUCCUGCAGUGUGACCCUUGACCUGUGGAGAAGCAGCUCUGCAGGUAACAACAGUGGUGCUGGGUUUCUUGGAGUGACUUGCCAUUUCAUAAAUGCAGACUGGCACAUCAGAUCUACUCUUUUGGCAUGCUUACCUCUUCCAGACCACAGCAACACACAGCAAAUGCUCAGCGAGUUUGAUGAGAUCUCCGAAUCCCAUGGCAUGUCUGGCAAAGUGUUCAGAGUCGUCGCAGACUUGUUGCCCUGUGAAAAUAGAUCUGCUUUUCGUCUUCCUGGGUUCAGUCUCAUUGGAAAUGAUGAAGAAGAGGAGGAAGAUGGUAGCGAAGAAGAGUCUAGUGAAGCCAAAGAAGCCAUUAGUAGCAACGAGAACUGCAAGUCUUUAGAUCAGUGUCUUGGUCGAAGUAGGAUAGACUGCUUUGCUCGAUUGCUAGCUCAGUGUGUUAAGGAAGGAGUUUGCGCUUCCCCUCAGAUAUCAGUUCCUCUAAACAAAGCAGCCCGCCUGUAUAACUACAUAAUUGCUACAGUGGCUCAUGAAAAACUUGUCCAAGUGUUCGGCUCCAGUACCUUAACAAAUUGUCACUCAUCCACAGACAAGUGGAACGCUCAGUUAAAAAUAUUGCGGCAAAUGGUGGAGUCAAUGGAUUUUCUUGAGGACAUUGUGGAAAUAAAUGACCUAGUCCUCGGUAACUUAGAAAAAGCAGUGCUGCGGGAGCUGGUUGAGGUGUUGGAGCCUUUUGAGGAGGCCUCAGACAUGGUCCAAGGAGACAAGCAUGUGUCCAUCAGCCUAGCCCUGCCCUGUGUGCUAGGUCUGCGCAAGCAUCUGGCUGAGGUCGUAACUCACCAGUGCUCUGGGAUCGUGAUGGGAUUGUCUCAAGCUCUGGACCGCAGACUGGCAGGCAUUCUUGAGGACCCUCUUUAUGUAACAGCCACCACCCUGGACCCACAGUUCAAGCUGUCCUGGAGCAGUGACAGCGACUGGCACAAACAGGUUCUGCUGGAAGAGGUUGGAAAGCAUACUCGGCCUUUGAGUCCACUAGAACAUCACUCAGAGGCCCAGCCGUCACCGUCCAAACGCUGCAAGCUGUUCUCUUUCAUUAAGCAGAGGCCGACUGCCCAGGCCAAGACUGUGGAGCAGGAGCUGUCCACAUAUCUCCACGAAGAACCCACAGAUGAGGAUCCACUACAAUACUGGAAACGCAAGUCCAUCGAUUUUCCCCUGCUCUCACAAGUAGCCAAAAAAGUUUUUACUGUGCCAGCAACAACCACAUCAGUGGACCAGAUAUUUAACCUUGUUAGCAAGACGCUCAGACCAGAGCAAUGCCGACUUCUGCCAAAAAACUUGGACACUCUGAUUUACUUGAAGGCUAACUAUAGGAUACUUUGGUCCUAAAUGCAAAGAGAGCUUUAAAGGAAUUUCUUUUUACUGAUUUCAAACCAAACACCUCAAAUGCAAAGUGGGGAUUGUGCCUGAUACAUGUAUCUAUAAAAACUGUACAUUUACCCCAAAGUAAACAAAACACUGUUUUCAGCAAAAAUUCAAUUUUUAGUUAUUGUACAAAAGGCUAGACCUAAAUUAGAUAAAUUAAUUAGCUAUUAUAGGUAACAAUUUAUAACAACUUUCAUAUCUAUCUAUCUGUCUGUCUGUCUGUCUGUCUCCUAACUAUUUGAAAAUAUAAUGCAAUUUGAUGAAAAAGGAAAUGAAAGUUAUUAUUAAUUGUUAACCUAUUACCUAUUAUGGCACAUUAUCAGAUGCUGGUUGCCUUUAUUGCAGACAUAUCUAAACAUUAUGUUCUGUCUACUCACUUUCAACACCCAAAAAUGUAAUAGGAUUAUAUAAGUGCAGUGCACAUUGUAAUAUCCUUAAUUAAUUGUAAAAAUAUUUACAUCAUAAUUCUCCUGCAUUAUCAGCAUGAUGUAGAACCCCAGAAAACACACUAUUCUUGCAGCCAAAUGCUUUCUCAGAACACCUUUAAGAUAAAGAAUAGUACAUUGCCAGCUAAAUUAAACAUUAUCAAACAUUUUGUGUAUCUUAGUUAGUUUUAUAUUAAUCUAAGAAAAGAAUUGGUCAAAUAGAGUUAUAGUGUGGCUGACAAGCUUUUUGUGUGGGUUCUUUGUGUACAAAACCCUCCUGGUAGAAAAACAGCAGGCAGGUUCUGUACUUGAAAAUAAUUACAUUUCAGGCCUAUGGGGAAUCAGAGAACGCUGAUGGUGGACUGCAGUCUCUCCUAGCUUGCAGGGCUGAAUGGAGAGCAAUCAAGCCUGUGGGAUAUUAAGAAGACUUGUUGCAUUAAGGACCUUUUGUUGUGAAAAAUACUUUUCCAUUUCAGUAAAAAGUGUUUGUUAUCAAACCUGACUUUUUGUCCUGUCAUAACUGCAUACAAUAAUAUGCCAAAGGUCAAGCAAUUUCACUGUCUUUAUAGCACAAUCACUGAUGUCAGUGUGUGCAUUUACAGUUAUAACUACAGUGCUCUUGUGCUAAGGUUGUGGAUUGCAACAGUAGAGUUUAUGCAUGCUUGUAUUCUGAUCAUGUGGCGAAGAAAAUAGCAAAAGGAAAUUCAAUCAAUAAACUCAAUUUCAAACAGA